Schizophyllum commune H4-8 is the source of this 2810-nucleotide messenger RNA. RefSeq lists its product as uncharacterized. The coding region runs from base 55 to 2601 and encodes 848 amino acids. The transcript is spliced from 9 exons. The record is from RefSeq and is a predicted model, not a curated record. NCBI's taxonomy places the organism in Eukaryota, Fungi, Basidiomycota, Agaricomycetes, Agaricales, Schizophyllaceae.
UUUCUCUCUUGUACUUUUCCUUCAUCGCACAUCGCAUACCUCUCUACUACUGCUAUGGCGGAUCCGAGCUCAAGGCGUUCUUUUCGUGACAAAGUGAAAAGAGUCUGCAAAGCGCCGUUUCGCUCUACAUUACACUCCCACGGGCUGCAUUGGAUGGGGGUCAUGUCUCACCAGGAUAUAGCGGGGCAGGAUGACAGCCUCGGCGAAAAGGCGACAGAAAGUGCGCGCCCAAGCAUGUCGAAAGACGGCGGUGAUCCUCCCCAUCAGGGCGCCCAAUGGCGUAUAGGUGGUCAGAAGUUCUUCAACAUGCCAACCGGUCGUGAAGAUGCUUGGGAUAAAUGCACCGAACUGGUCAAUAACCAUGACACCACGUUGUCUCAAGAUUCUCGAGAGGAGAUAGACAGCUUGCUAGUCUUCGCUGGUCUCUUCUCUGGGGUGUGUACGGCGUUCAUCAUCGAGUCGUACAAGUGGAUGAUGGAACAGCCCGACGACCUCGCUGUGGACUACCUGCGGCAGAUACUGGUCGUCCUAACGAACACAACGAACACCUCAUUCCCUCAAGGAGCUGUCUCCUCCGGGCGACCCUCCCUACCCAAUGACAUCGUGGCUUUGAUCAACGGUUUGUGGUUCAACAGCCUCGUUCUGAGCCUCUCUUCCGCUUUGGUGGGCAUCGUGUCAAAGCAAUGGCUGAGAGAAUACAUCCAUGACGCAGGACGAUCGCACAUCACGAACCUCUCUGUUCGCCAAGUGAAGUACGACGGGUUGCGGCGCUGGUACGUCGGCGUCAUCAUCGCCCUCAUCCCAGUCCUGCUUCAAGCCGCAUUGUUCCUUUUCCUAGUUGGCAUCAUCUACCUCCUCUGGCAUCUGCAACCCGUAGUGGCCGGUCUCGUCAGCGGUCUUGUUGGCCUCAUUGCGUCGUUCUUCAUCCUAACCACAAUCCUGCCCGCCGGGCAGUUCAUUAUCUACCGCAUGUUCCAUCUACAGCGGCAUAAUGCAUCGCAAAUUCCCUUUAAGUCGGCUCAGGCAUGGAUUUUCCUGCAGAUAGCGCUCCUCACGAUCAACUUCGGCGCAUGGAUUCGUCACACCUUCGUCACCACCAUGCGAUUUCGCUACGGCGACACUUUCGUAGCCCCUUACAUGACGAACCAAGCAUGGUCGCAACUCGAUCUGGACUGGACUCGACGUCGCGACAAGAGUGCUCGCGCGCACGAUCAGCCAUCGUCCGUCGCUCUCUGUCUCGGCUUCAUAGAGCUGAACUUCGAGCACGCGCACCUGCGCGACUGGAUCUGGAACUGCCUCUGGAGUUUACAAGACAAAGCGGCCAGCGCUAAAUAUGUGCUUCAGUGCGCUAGGAGCGCCAUCUCAGGCGAGAAGUCAGACUUCCCGUCCCCCGAGGAUGGUCUAGCGAGCACAGUGCUGCCGCUUUUGGGCCCGAAAUUGGCGUCCCAGGCCACGACAGAGAUGGUUCUACACACCCUACUUCCUUCCUCGUCGGAAACGCGCGUUGAGCACAUCAUUCGCGUUUAUAAUAGUCUGGUCGACUGCGGCAUCGAUUCGGACGGAGUGCCUAGAAUUUUGUACGACUCGUUACGCAUCACUCUCAGCGGGAUACCGGGUCACGCUUCUAGUAAUGACACCCGCUUACAACUCUUCUAUGUCGCCCGCGAUAUACUGCGGAGAAAUCAGCACACAGAAGUGAAUCCCGGUCGCUGCUUACAACUUCUUACCACCAUCAUCACUCAUCUCGGGCGCGGGGAAGUAGAGCAGGGAUACGUGAUCAGCGCGUACACCCGCAAUCUCAGCUUGGCCCUUGCGCCGGAGAUCAUGAACUGGCUGAGCCGCUAUCCUGAACCAGGCCGUAACUGGCGAGCCUUCAAGUCGCGCGUUUUAUGGGCCACCCAAAGUGCUGUCUUUCUAGCCCGGCGCAUCGCCCGUUUCACUCAUUCGGAUAGACGACCGGCCUGGCAUCCUCGGCUACCAGCGAUGUGUGCCCUAUUUGCGACCGUGGACCUCAGCGCUCGCAUGAUACCACCGGGUACUCUGCCAACGUGGCAGUCGGACGAGGCAGAUAUGGACAUCGAGGAGUUCACCCGAGUGAAGGGCCUGCUGGAGGACGCGGUCGAAGCAGGCUCUGAUCACGACAGCUCACCUUCGCAAGGUGCAGAUGUGCGUUCGGAGAGAGAAGAGCGUUCGCGGACACCAUCGGUGACCUCCACCAGCGAUGGAUUCUCGCACGGCCGUGGAGUUCACUGGGGAGGUGUAAUCACUGUCGAAGAACCCUCGGAAGACUACUCGCCCUCACCGUAUACAACCGACUUCAGCCGGCCUAUCGUUAUCAACGCUCCUUCAGGGCACGAUAGAGACCAGACGACACGCACCGCAAAGCCAGACGUUUCGCCAAGGGAAUUCCGAGCGCCACAAACCGUACCUAUAAGCGCCUCGUUGAAGGUCCCAGAGCGAGUCGUGGCCCACGACCGUGUCUUCUAUGCACCGCAACGAUUUGGUUCCGCGCUGAACGAAUUCCGUCCCAACCGUCCCACCCAAUGGGCACGACCGAUAUGGGGAGGGAUUGGUAGGCGUAUACGGAGGGCAUCAAUUUGAAGAGGGCAAACGCGACUGGGGGGCGGAAACCGCUUCAAUGGGUCAACUGAGCUUGUUCCCCGACAUGGGAGAUGGUCGGACAGGCAUUUCGCUUCUAGUCGAAAGAAGGGCACGCCAUGUACGAACGGAAUCCGGCAGUCCUCACCACAAGAGAGUCGUAUGGGUAAGGAGACGUGACCAGCGGCGCUCGAUGCCGACUGAUAUAUAGA